This is a messenger RNA of Rotaria sp. Silwood1, 228 nucleotides long. NCBI's taxonomy places the organism in Eukaryota, Metazoa, Rotifera, Eurotatoria, Philodinida, Philodinidae. The record is from the annotation of a GenBank genome assembly.
AUGGUGCUUGAACUGCUCCUAGCUGCUGGUGCAAUGUAUUUGGGUUGGCAAGGUGCUAGAAAAGCUCGUUGGGCGUAUAAUAGUGCACUAGGAGAAAUGUAUGCUGAACAAUACGGUAACUACUAUAGUCAACCAUAUGGUUAUGGUAGUCAAGGAUACAGUUAUUCUCCAAGUGGUUCAUAUGGUAGUUAUCAUCAUUCAGGAGGACAUCAUCGUCAUUAUUAUUAA